Erinaceus europaeus (western European hedgehog) is the source of this 3521-nucleotide messenger RNA. Its product is annotated as zinc finger protein 565-like. The record is from RefSeq and is a predicted model, not a curated record. The transcript has 5 exons. The coding region runs from base 460 to 1578 and encodes 372 amino acids. NCBI's taxonomy places the organism in Eukaryota, Metazoa, Chordata, Mammalia, Eulipotyphla, Erinaceidae. Gene Ontology annotation, molecular function: DNA-binding transcription repressor activity, RNA polymerase II-specific. Gene Ontology annotation, biological process: negative regulation of transcription by RNA polymerase II.
GGCUGGACUCCCUGAACAUCACUUCUAACUCGGGGCUCCAGUCACUGUGGAAAUGAGACUUGGGUUCAAGCAGAAAGGCCCUCAGGCAGUUGCUUGGAGUUGAGUCAGGCAUUCAUCAUCCAGGAGCAGGUCACAGUCUAGAAUAAUCCAGGGUUGCAGCAGAAUUUGUGCACUGGGAAGUUUUAUGAAAGCAGGGAGGAGACACUCAUGUGAGCUCAUUGUUCCUGAGGUGUUUGUUUGUUUGUUUGUUUGUUUUUCUUUUAAUGAUUGGAAGGUGUUAGGGGGUUAAACUUUUUAUGUAUUUUUUAUGUAUUAUAGUGUCUUGGUAGGUGCAGAGCUACCAAGUGAAGAAUAGGUUGUGCUGGUGGAUUUAAAACACAUUCUCGAGAUGCAGCUGUGAUUUUUUCAUCUUCUUGCCUGGAAAGGAAGUCAGAAGAGGAGGAGGAAGAGGAGGAAGAAAUGGCAGUUUUUCAGGAACUGCUGACAUUCAGGGAUGUGGCCAUAGAAUUCUCUGCAGAGGAGUGGGAGUGCCUGAGCCAGGCUCAGCGGGAUCUGUACAGGGACGUGAUGUUAGAGAACUACGGACACCUUGUCUUCUUGGAUCUCACUCUGUCUAAGUCAGACCUGGUCACAUUUUUGGAGCUGCAGGUGAAUCCAUGGGCUGAGAAUAGAAAGGAGAAGUUACCCAUAGCCGAAGAUAUAUCUUCAUAUGACACCCAAGAAUUUCUUCCAAAAUCAUCUAUAGAAAAUUCAUACCCAGAAGAACUUUGGAGAAGACAUGACUACCCUGGCACUGAAAACUUCCACUUGGUGAAAGACAUAAAAAGUGACAAGGAUUGUAAUGGGCAGGAAGAGUUAUUUUAUAAUGAAAAUACACAAACCGGGAUAACCCCCUAUAAUAACAUUACUAUAAAAAGAGACCCAGAUUACAGAGAAUCUUAUGAAAAUCCCCACUUGAAGUUAGUUACAUUUCCAGAGAACCAUUCUGAAUGGGAAAACUGUGGGAAAGUCUCUUAUCAAAUUUUAAAUCAUUUUAUACAGAAGAAAAUUCAUAUUGGAGAGAAGUCUUAUGACUACAGUGAAUAUGGUGAAGCUUGCAUUCAGCCUUCCAAACUUACUCACCAUGAAGGAAUCAGUUUAGAAAAGCAACAAUGCAGAUGUUACAUAUGUGGGAAAGGUUUUUAUAGAUCAGUAGAUCUGAAUGACAAAAUUAAUGAUGAAGAGAAACCAUACAAAUGUCAGAAUUGUGGUAAAACCUUUAGCCAGUUCUCAUACCUUACUCGACAUCAAAGAAUUCACACAGGAGAGAAACCAUACAAGUGUAAAGAUUGUGGGAGAGCCUUUAACAGACGCUUCAAUCUUACUCAACAUCAAAGAAUUCACACUGGAGAGAAGCCCUACAAGUGUAAGGAUUGUGGCAAAGCCUUCAUUCAGUGUUCUUCCCUUACUCAGCAUCAAAGAGUUCAUACUGGAGAGAAGCCUUACAAGUGUAAGGAUUGUGGUAAAACCUUUGCCCAAAGUUCAUCUCUCACUCAACACCAGAGAAUUCAUUACUGGAGAAAAGCUCUACAAAUGUAAAGGAGUAAUAAAAUCCCUAGGUGCUUUCCAAGCCUUAGUCACUGUUAGAGAAAUCUUACGGGAGAGUAAACAUUUUACGGGAGAGAAAACAUUCAAGGUAUAUGAUAUGAAAUCUAUUGCUGGAAAUCAAACCAUAGUAUCUGAGAACUAAUAUUGGAGAGAGAACAAAAAAAAAAAAAGCAAGAUUGGUAAAAGUUUUAGUGGGUGUUGAGGAUUUAUUCAACAAAUAGGGUAAAUGUAUACUUAAAAAUUUUAUUAACUUGAGAGGAAUAUAUUUCUAAUAAGUCUUGCAAAUAUUAAAAUACAUGAUGACAUUUUUGGUUAGUGUUCUAGUUGCCUAACUCAUCAUUAAAUAAUUCACACUUAGAGGCAACUCUACAUAUGUUAGAUAAAAAUCUUUAUCCAGUGCACAAACUUUACUUACAUCAGUGUUAAUAUAGUAGAGAAACUAAAAUGUAAAGACUGUUGCAAAGCCUUUAGGUGGACCUGAAACCUUAGACACCCUAUAAAUGUAACAAAAUAGAGAGGCAUUUGUUUGUAAUACAAGUUUUAGAAAACAGCAUAGUGCAUAGAAAUAAAGUUUAAUGACAAAAGUAAAUGUUCAAAAGUUAUUAAAAGUCAUUCUCUGUAAUGCAGUAGAAUUUGCAAUGGAAAGCAAUAAGUGUAUAACUUACUCUGCACUAAGUCAGUAUUCAUUACAGAGAAAAAUCUAUAGGUAAACUCUACGUUCUUUCUAUAUAUUGACCUGUUUUCGAAUUUAAACAUUUUUUUUCCACUUGAGGAAAUUCUGAUUUACAGGACUUGUCAUAGGUACAUUUUCAUAUUUCAGAGUAAAUGUAAAUUCCACACCUAUACCAUACGGGGAACCCCCAGCCUUCCUUCCCCAUUAUGUAGUCAUGGUCUUUUGAAAAAGACCAGUUUAUUAAUGUUUCUCCCUGUAUUUUUCCCUUGCUUAGUUUAUAAGUCCCACAUAUGGGUGAAAUCAUCUUAUUUUUGUCCUUUUCAUCCUGACUUACUUCACUUAAUGUGACCCCCUCCAGUUUUAUCCAUGUUGCAUCAAAAGAAAUUUCAUUGUUCCUUAUGUCUGAGUAAUAGGGUAGUAAUCCAUUGUAUAAAUAGAACACUACUUGCUUAACCAUUCAUUUGUUGGACACUUGUAUUGUCUUCAUAUUUUAACUAUUACUAAUAGUGCUGCAAUGAAUAUAGGCAUGCAUAAAAUUAUUUGGAUGGGCUUUUGUGGUUGUGUAUACACACAUGUAGGAAAAAGAAAUACCAGAUUGUAUGGUUGAGUCCUUUUUUUAAUAUUUUGAGAAAUUUUUAGACUGUUUCCCACAGGGGCAGGACCAGGCAAGUCCUUACCUACAUUUGUUUCCUUCCUUUUUUUGAGUAUGACUCCCUUUUGGGUAUAAUAUAGCAUCUCUCUCUCUCUCUCUUUUAAAUUACUCUGGCAAUCAAUAAUCUUGAGCAUUUUUUUUUCAUAUGCCAUUAGCCAUCUGAAUAUGUAAGUCUCGAUGCACCCUCUCCUAACUUUUAUUUGGUAGGGCAGAGAGAAAGUGAGAGGGAAGCAGGAGAUAGGGAGAAAGACAUCAGCAUUUCUUCACUGCUCAUGAAGCUUCCAUCCCUGCAUAUGGGCACUGGGGGUUUGAACCUGGGUCCUUGAAAAUGGUAAUACAUGCACCCUACUGCAUGUGCCACUCUUACUUUUUUUUAAAAUUUUCUUUACCAGAGCACUGCUUUGCUCUGGGUUACAGUAUUGCUGAGGAUUGAACCUGGGAGCUCAGAGCUGUGGGCAUGAAAAUUGUUUUGCAUAACUGUUAUGCUAUCUCCCUAUUUUUCAAUUGGAUCAUUUGUUUUUGUUGUUGCUGACUUCUGUGAGUUCUUUAUAUAUUUUGGUUGUCAGUCCUUUAUUACAUGGUGUAAAUAAAAUAUCUUCUCCCAUUCCA